Molecule: messenger RNA, 1909 nt
Organism: Drosophila biarmipes
Lineage: Eukaryota; Metazoa; Arthropoda; Insecta; Diptera; Drosophilidae
Gene: Mur11Da
Product: mucin-5AC
Exons: 3
Coding region: 12-1868 (618 amino acids)
Source: RefSeq, a predicted model, not a curated record
CAACCUUCGAAAUGUGGAGAGUAGUGGCAUGUUUAGUCCUGAUGGCAGCUUUGACCUUCUCCCAGGGUCAUCGAGGAGAUUACCCGGGAUUUCCACGUCUAAGCAAUGGUCCGAGGUUUAACCAACGACCCUGUGGCCCUCGAGUUUGCGGCAAAAGUGGGCUGUGUUAUCGCAGUUUUGAGAGCAUCUGUGACCUCAACGAUUAUAAUGUAAAGAUGAUAUUCAGUGGCCAAAAAGAAUUCGAUUUGGCUGACCCCGUAUAUUGUCAAGAGGCACCGCCGCAGCCGAAGCUUAUAGAUGUGGGCUACUAUUAUAAUCACCGAAGUUUGGUGGUGGCUCAACCGCCCCGAUCGCUUUACUCAUCCUCCCUUCCAAGGCCCAGAAUAUCCCAUGGUCCAGAGUAUAUUAGAAACUAUGACGCAGUUCCACCAUCAGAUACUUAUGAUUCAGCGCUAGACUAUGAGCUUCCGUAUCCGGUAUGGUCUUUGAAGAGGCCUCAAGUUCCGCGGAGAAGAAACCGAGUGAGUUAUAGGCCUCAAUACUGGAACUAUCCGGCCAAGCGGCCUGAAGCAACCAGGCGGCCAUGUUAUCAGAAAACAACAACCACCGCAAAAUCUCUUAUAUCAACUAAGAUUCCUACAUAUUCAACAACAACGACCACAACUGAGCCAUCUACAACUACGACUACAACUGAACCUUCAACAACAACAAGCACUGAAGCUUCUACAACAACAACCACAGAAAGAACAACGACAACCGCAAAACCAACAACAACCACUAGUGGGUCAACAACCACAGAACCAACGACAACGACUCAGUCUACAACAACUGAAACCACCACAGGGCCGUCAACGACAACAUCCACAGAUGCUACUACCACGACAACGAAUGAUCCCACAACGACAACAAACACAGUAUCAUCCACAAUAACUACAACGGAUCCAUCAACAACAACGACGACGGAUCCGUCCACAACAACGACGACGGAUCCGCCCACAACAACUACGACGGAUCCGUCCACAACAACUACGGCGGAUCCGUCCACAAGUACAUCCACAGAACCUUCUACAACGACAACAACAAUUCGAACAACAGAUCCCACAACGACAACAUCGGAUCCUGCAACAACUGCAGAAUCUGCUAGCAUAUCAUCUACUAACGCUUCCACAACAACGACGGCUGAUCCUUCCACAACAACGACAACCGAUCCUUCUACAACAAAAACCACAGGUUUUUCGACAUCGACAACGACGGCAACCACUUCGGUAUCUCCCACCACAACGACAACGGUUCCAUCCACGACGACAACGGUGCCAUCCACAACAACAACAACAACGUCUUCUACAACGACAACAAAUGAUCCAACAACAAUAUCCACUACAAAUCCUUCUACAACAUCAACGACUACUACAGACUCUUCUACAACGACAACCACUGAUCCCACAACGACAACCUCUGAUCCUACAACAAUAUCCACUACAAAUCCUUCUACAACAUCAACAACAACGACUGCCUCCACAACUUCAACCACUGUCGCAUCUGCUAAACCCUUGACAGUUGAGGUCAGAAGUGCAGACGAACGGUUGGUAGAUUUCGAUUUGGAAGCCUUGGCCUUGAACUCCGAUACGGAAGAGCCAAACUGCACAGAGAUCACCAAUGUGCUUAUAACCACGGGAUCAAGGGUCGUCUUUCAGUUCUCUGGGUGCAUUGUGGCGAGGACUUCUACCAGUACCACCACAUCUUCGAGCAGCACCACCACAACCCCAACCAGCACCACCGUAACAACAACCACUCAGGAAACACCAUCCUAUCAAUGGUAUGGUCAAUCCACGGACUAUGCCCAAUCUCAUGUCAUAUAUACCUAUUAAAACAUUCUUAUUUAGAACCCAAUAAAGAAAAUCAGAUACUU